AUGUCGGAGGAGAGCGAUAUGGAGAAAGCCAUCAAGGAAAGCUCCAUUUUAGAAGAAUACAAUAUCAAUUGGACUCAGAAGCUGGGAGCUGGAAUUAGUGGUCCAGUUAGAGUCUGUGUGAAGAAAUCAACCCAAGAACGGUUUGCACUGAAAAUUCUUUUUGAUCGUCCAAAAGCUAGAAAUGAGGUACGUCUGCACAUGAUGUGUGCCAUACACCCGAAUAUAGUUCAAAUUAUUGAAGUGUUUGCUAACAGUGUACAGUUUCCUCAUGAGUCCAGCCCCAGGGCCCGACUCUUAAUUGUAAUGGAGAUGAUGGAAGGGGGAGAGCUAUUUCACAGAAUCAGCCAGCACCGGCACUUUACAGAGAAGCAAGCCAGCCAAGUAACAAAGCAGAUAGCUCUGGCUCUGCAGCACUGUCACUUGUUGAACAUCGCCCACAGAGACCUCAAGCCUGAAAAUCUGCUCUUCAAGGAUAACUCUUUGGAUGCCCCAGUGAAGUUGUGUGACUUUGGAUUUGCCAAAAUUGACCAAGGUGACUUGAUGACGCCUCAGUUCACCCCAUAUUAUGUAGCACCUCAGGUACUGGAAGCCCAGAGAAGGCAUCAGAAGGAGAAAUCUGGCAUCAUACCUACCUCGCCAACACCCUACACUUAUAACAAGAGCUGUGACUUGUGGUCCCUAGGGGUGAUUAUCUAUGUGAUGUUGUGCGGAUACCCUCCUUUUUACUCCAAACACCAUAGCCGGACUAUCCCAAAGGAUAUGCGGAGAAAAAUCAUGACAGGCAGUUUUGAGUUCCCGGAGGAAGAGUGGAGCCAGAUCUCCGAGAUGGCCAAAGAUGUUGUGAGAAAGCUCUUGAAGGUCAAACCAGAGGAAAGGCUUACCAUCGAGGGAGUGCUGGAUCACCCCUGGCUCAACUCAACUGAGGCCCUGGAUAAUGUGCUACCCUCUGCUCAACUGAUGAUGGAUAAGGCGGUGGUUGCAGGGAUCCAGCAGGCUCACGCAGAACAGUUGGCCAACAUGCGGAUCCAGGAACUAAAAGUCAGCCUCAAACCCUUGCACUCUGUGAACAACCCCAUUCUAAGGAAGAGGAAAUUACUCGGCACCAAGCCAAAGGAUGGUGUAUACAUCCAUGACCGUGAGAAUGGAGCCGAGGAUUCAAAUGUUGCCUUGGAAAAGCUCCGAGAUGUGAUUGCUCAGUGUAUUCUCCCCCAGGCUGGUAAAGGAGAGAAUGAAGAUGAAAAGCUGAAUGAAGUAGUGCAGGAAGCUUGGAAGUAUAACCGGGAAUGCAAACUCCUGAGAGAUACUCUGCAAAGCUUCAGCUGGAAUGGUCGUGGAUUCACCGAUAAAGUAGAUCGAUUAAAACUGGCUGAAAUUGUGAAGCAAGUGAUAGAAGAGCAAACCACUUCCCACGAAUCCCAAUAA
Rangifer tarandus platyrhynchus (Svalbard reindeer) is the source of this 1422-nucleotide messenger RNA. The record is from the annotation of a GenBank genome assembly. NCBI's taxonomy places the organism in Eukaryota, Metazoa, Chordata, Mammalia, Artiodactyla, Cervidae.